UGAAUAAAAAUAUUUUUAAAAUUAUAUAAAGUUGCUCCAUUAUUUAUAUUUUAGUAAAGAAAAGCACCAAAAACAAAAGACGUUAAGAACCACAGCACCACCCGGGCAGAGUUCCUAUCUAAGAAAACAUAGAAGAAAAAGAAAAGGCAAAAAAGAAUGAUAAAAGCGGGGAGUAGGAGGGUGGUGUUUGUAGUAGUUGUUGUUAUUGGUAUUGUUGUUGUUGUUGUUGACGGUGGGGGCUUCACCGUGGGGAAGGAACAGAGGGAAUUUGAUUACUUUAUAUUGGCUCUUCAAUGGCCUUCCACUUCAUGCACAAACGUAACCGUAUGUUGCACCACCAACGCUUGCUGCCGCCGAGCUGUCUCUCCCACUGAAUUCACAAUACAUGGGCUGUGGCCUAAGUACGAAGGAAAAGGAUGGCCUUCAUGUUGUACUAAUGAAACCUUCGAUGAAACUCAGAUUCGUUCCCUGUUUGAAGAUGUUGACAAGUAUUGGCCAACCUAUCGGUGUGGUCUUGUAAGCAGUUGUGAUAAUAGAAAAGGAUCAUUUUGGGCUCAUCAGUAUGAGAAGCAUGGAACCUGUGGAUCGCCUGUAAUCCUACAAGAAUAUGAUUACUUCUUGACAACUCUCACCCUUUUCUACAAGUAUAAUGUCACUGAAGCUUUAGAGAAUGCUGAAAUUGUAGCUUCCGAUACCAAAAAAUAUCCUAUUCAAGAUGUUCUUAACGCAGUUCACUCGGCUUUCAAAGUAAAUCCAAAGCUUGCAUGCGUUAAAAAGGGGAUUAUUAAAGAAAUUUAUCUAUGUUUUGAUAAACAGUUUAAGCUACGUGAUUGUGAUGCUACAAAAUCAUGUCCCAAAUCUGUUAAACUCCCAAAAUUUCAUAAGCCACAUGAGCCUGACGUGAUUAAGAGAGCAAUCCCAAUAGUGAUUGAUAUUGAAGAAAUUAUGUAGCUUCAUUUUGAGCCUUUGCAAAAGAUUAGAAAUAUAUCCUUGAAGAAACUAUGCAAAUUUUAAUUUUUUUUUUUAUUGUAAAUGUUUCACAAUUACCGCCACAAAAAAUUUAAACUUUCAUUUGGUUGAAUUGAAUU
Messenger RNA from Cucumis sativus (cucumber), 1088 nucleotides. RefSeq names its product ribonuclease 2. Bases 157 to 951 code for a protein of 264 amino acids. Gene Ontology annotation, cellular component: extracellular region. The transcript has 9 exons. The record is from RefSeq and is a predicted model, not a curated record. Gene Ontology annotation, molecular function: RNA binding; ribonuclease T2 activity. Lineage: Eukaryota; Viridiplantae; Streptophyta; Magnoliopsida; Cucurbitales; Cucurbitaceae. Gene Ontology annotation, biological process: RNA catabolic process.